AUCACAAGCUUUUACUGAAGCUUUGAUAAGACAGUCCAGCAGUUGGUGGCAAAUGAAGCCAGGCUGUGCGGCAGGAUCUCCAGGGAAUGAAUGGAUUUUCUUCAGCACUGAUGAAAUAACCAUACGCUAUAGGAAUACAAUGUCCAACGGGGGAUUGCAAAGAUCUGUCAUCCUGUCAGCACUUAUUCUGCUACGAGCUGUUACUGGAUUCUCUGGAGAUGGAAGAGCUAUAUGGUCUAAAAAUCCUAAUUUUACUCCGGUAAAUGAAAGUCAGCUGUUUCUCUAUGACACUUUCCCUAAAAACUUUUUCUGGGGUAUUGGGACUGGAGCAUUGCAAGUGGAAGGGAGUUGGAAGAAGGAUGGAAAAGGACCUUCUAUAUGGGAUCAUUUCAUCCACACACACCUUAAAAAUGUCAGCAGCAUGAAUGGUUCCAGUGACAGUUAUAUUUUUCUGGAAAAAGACUUAUCAGCCCUGGAUUUUAUAGGAGUUUCUUUUUAUCAAUUUUCAAUUUCCUGGCCAAGGCUUUUCCCUGAUGGAAUAGUAAAAGUUGCCAACGCAAAAGGUCUGCACUACUACAAUACUCUUCUGGACGCUCUAGUGCUUAGAAACAUUGAACCUAUAGUUACUUUAUACCACUGGGAUUUGCCUUUGGCACUGCAAGAAAAAUAUGGGGGGUGGAAAAAUGAUACCAUAAUAGAUAUCUUCAAUGACUAUGCCACAUACUGUUUCCAGAUGUUUGGGGACCGUGUCAAAUAUUGGAUUACAAUUCACAACCCAUAUCUAGUGGCUUGGCAUGGAUAUGGGACAGGUAUGCAUGCCCCUGGAGAGAAGGGAAAUUUAGCAGCUGUCUACACUGUGGGACACAACUUGAUCAAGGCUCACUCGAAAGUUUGGCAUAACUACAACACACAUUUCCGCCCACAUCAGAAGGGUUGGUUAUCGAUCACAUUGGGAUCUCAUUGGAUCGAGCCAAACCGGUCGGAAAACACGAUGGAUAUAUUCAAAUGUCAACAAUCCAUGGUUUCUGUGCUUGGAUGGUUUGCCAACCCUAUCCAUGGGGAUGGCGACUAUCCAGAGGGGAUGAGAAAGAAGUUGCUCUCCGUUCUACCCAUUUUCUCUGAAGCAGAGAAGAAUGAGAUGAGAGGCACAGCUGAUUUCUUUGCCUUUUCUUUUGGACCCAACAACUUCAAGCCCCUAAACACCAUGGCUAAAAUGGGACAAAAUGUUUCACUCAAUUUAAGAGAAGCACUGAACUGGAUUAAACUGGAAUACAACAACCCUCGAAUCUUGAUUGCUGAGAAUGGCUGGUUCACAGACAGUCGUGUGAAAACAGAAGACACCACGGCCAUCUACAUGAUGAAGAAUUUCCUCAGCCAGGUGCUUCAAGCAAUAAGGUUAGAUGAAAUACGAGUGUUUGGUUAUACUGCCUGGUCUCUCCUGGAUGGCUUUGAAUGGCAGGAUGCUUACACCAUCCGCCGAGGAUUAUUUUAUGUGGAUUUUAACAGUAAACAGAAAGAGCGGAAACCUAAGUCUUCGGCACACUACUACAAACAGAUCAUACGAGAAAAUGGUUUUUCUUUAAAAGAGUCCACGCCAGAUGUGCAGGGCCAGUUUCCCUGUGACUUCUCCUGGGGUGUCACUGAAUCUGUUCUUAAGCCCGAGUCUGUGGCUUCGUCCCCACAGUUCAGCGAUCCUCAUCUGUACGUGUGGAACGCCACUGGCAACAGACUGUUGCACCGAGUGGAAGGGGUGAGGCUGAAAACACGACCCGCUCAAUGCACAGAUUUUGUAAACAUCAAAAAACAACUUGAGAUGUUGGCAAGAAUGAAAGUCACCCACUACCGGUUUGCUCUGGAUUGGGCCUCGGUCCUUCCCACUGGCAACCUGUCCGCGGUGAACCGACAGGCCCUGAGGUACUACAGGUGCGUCGUCAGUGAGGGGCUGAAGCUUGGCAUCUCCGCGAUGGUCACCCUGUAUUAUCCGACCCACGCCCACCUAGGCCUCCCCGAGCCUCUGUUGCAUGCCGACGGGUGGCUGAACCCAUCGACGGCCGAGGCCUUCCAGGCCUACGCUGGGCUGUGCUUCCAGGAGCUGGGGGACCUGGUGAAGCUCUGGAUCACCAUCAACGAGCCUAACCGGCUAAGUGACAUCUACAACCGCUCUGGCAACGACACCUACGGGGCGGCGCACAACCUGCUGGUGGCCCACGCCCUGGCCUGGCGCCUCUACGACCGGCAGUUCAGGCCGUCACAGCGCGGGGCCGUGUCGCUGUCGCUGCACGCGGACUGGGCAGAACCCGCCAACCCCUAUGCUGACUCGCACUGGAGGGCGGCCGAGCGCUUCCUGCAGUUCGAGAUCGCCUGGUUCGCCGAGCCGCUCUUCAAGACCGGGGACUACCCCGCGGCCAUGAGGGAAUACAUCGCCUCCAAGCACCGACGAGGGCUUUCCAGCUCGGCGCUGCCGCGCCUCACCGAGGCCGAGAGGAGGCUGCUCAAGGGCACGGUCGACUUCUGCGCGCUCAACCACUUCACCACUAGGUUCGUGAUGCACGAGCAGCUGGCCGGCAGCCGCUACGACUCGGACAGGGACAUCCAGUUUCUGCAGGACAUCACCCGUCUGAGCUCCCCCACGCGCCUGGCUGUGAUUCCCUGGGGGGUGCGCAAGCUGCUGCGGUGGGUCCGGAGGAACUACGGCGACAUGGACAUUUACAUCACCGCCAGUGGCAUCGACGACCAGGCUCUGGAAGAUGACCGGCUCCGGAAGUACUACCUAGGGAAGUACCUUCAGGAGGUGCUGAAAGCAUACCUGAUUGAUAAAGUCAGAAUCAAAGGCUAUUAUGCAUUCAAACUGGCUGAAGAGAAAUCUAAACCCAGAUUUGGAUUCUUCACAUCUGAUUUUAAAGCUAAAUCCUCAAUACAAUUUUACAACAAAGUGAUCAGCAGCAGGGGCUUCCCUUUUGAGAACAGUAGUUCUAGAUGCAGUCAGACCCAAGAAAAUACAGAGUGCACUGUCUGCUUAUUCCUUGUGCAGAAGAAACCACUGAUAUUCCUGGGUUGUUGCUUCUUCUCCACUCUGGUUCUACUCUUAUCAAUUGCCAUUUUUCAAAGGCAGAAGAGAAGAAAGUUUUGGAAAGCAAAAAACUUACAACACAUACCAUUAAAGAAAGGCAAGAGAGUUCUUAGCUAAACUGAUCUGUCUGCAUGAUAGACAGUUUAAAAAUUCAUCCCAGUUCCAUAUGCUGGUAACUUACAGGAGAUAUACCUGUAUUAUAGAAAGACAAUCUGAGAUACAGCUGUAACCAAGGUGAUGACAAUUGUCUCUGCUGUGUGGUUCAAAGAACAUUCCCUUAGGUGUUGACAUCAGUGAACUCAGUUCUUGGAUGUAAACAUAAAGGCUUCAUCCUGACAGUAAGCUAUGAGGAUUACAUGCUACAUUGCUUCUUAAAGUUUGAUCAACUGUAUUCCAUCAUUCUGCUUUAGCUUUCAUCUCUACCAAUAGCUACUUGUGGUACAAUAAAUUAUUUUUAAAAAGUAAAA
Molecule: messenger RNA, 3537 nt
Organism: Pan troglodytes (chimpanzee)
Lineage: Eukaryota; Metazoa; Chordata; Mammalia; Primates; Hominidae
Gene: KLB
Product: klotho beta
Exons: 5
Coding region: 53-3187 (1044 amino acids)
Biological process (GO): carbohydrate metabolic process
Molecular function (GO): hydrolase activity, hydrolyzing O-glycosyl compounds
Source: RefSeq, a predicted model, not a curated record